UAAUGAAAGUGGAACAGUCCAUAUUCUUACAUUUAUAACAGACUCUCAUAGGCCAGGCCAGAGCAGCAGGCACACGCCCCUCCUCCUCUCCCCUUUCAAAAACUGCGAGCAUUUAUUUACUCGGAGAUUUCAAUUCAAUGCCUUGGCAGGUGAAACCCAUGCCAUAAAUGACCACCACCACCACCACCACCACUCACUUCUCUCUCUCUCUUUGAUCCUACCCUCCUCCUCCUCCUCCAUCAGCACCACCACAUUAAUCCACCUCACGUUCAGUUACUAUCCUAUACACACCUGCACUUAUUAAAGGCCAACCCGCCCAUUUUAUCAGCCUCUAUAGAAACUGAAGCAAACGAUGUCUGCUCCUCCAGACUUGUUCACCACAACACCCACCGAUACGGCCAGCGGAGGCACCAAGACUUCGCCGUUUCAGAACCUUAACUCAAGCAUCUUGAUCAUCAUUUUAAUCCUCUCCAUCACUCUGUUAGUCUCUGUUUCUCUUUGCUUCCUUCUUCGUGUCUUAAACCGCCGCUGCCUCAGCCACCUCUCUCCCUCUAGAACCACCGCCACAACUACCACGAUAACAGCCCCCUCCUCCUCUAACCGUCACUCAGGUAACAACAACCACCGUGUUUCACCAGAAACCUUAGAGCCUUCCAUUGCUGACUCACUUCCUCUCUUCUCCUUUUCCUCCAUCAAACGGCGGUCAUCCUCCUCCCCUGCUAUCUCCGGCGGCGAUUGCGCGGUUUGUCUGUCCAAGUUCGAACCGGAUGAUCUCUUGCGAUUGCUUCCGCUUUGUUGUCAUGCUUUCCAUGCACAUUGCAUUGACACAUGGGUCAAUUCUAACCAAUCAUGUCCUCUUUGCCGGUCUCCUAUUCUUAUAUCGGAGUCCGACCUCGCCAAAGCUAUCUCCGAUGUCGAAGCUCGCGGUGGUGAUAGUUUCCGCCUUGAGAUUGGUUCUAUUAGCCGCCGAGAACAUCCUGCUCCUAACUCGGCCUCCUCUCUCUCCACAUCCGCCGCCUCCUUCGCUGCAGGCGAGCAUCGGAGCUCGUACUCUGUUGGUUCGUUUGAUUACGUCGUGGAGGAGGAAUCGGAGGUUACUAUCAAUCAAUCACACAGGAGGAGCAUGUCGAAGGAGAGUGGUGGCGGUGGCGGUCCGACAUUGUCCGAGCAGCAGAGUUUGGCAGCGGAAGUGGCUGCGGCAAGAGGAAGUUGGUUAAGAGAAUACGUUGACCGUCUAUCGGCUUCUCUCUCUUCACGCACGGCAUCGUUUAGAGGUUCUGGAAGGUUCUUUACGGGAAGCAGUCGCCGGAGCGAGAUCGCCGGUGUUGGGGAUUAUGAUUUGGAGGCGAACCGUGUAGGAGAAGAAAUUAGCGAACUGUUUCGUUGGUUUUCAGGGGUAUAAUUCUUAAAGAGAUGAAACGGUUAGGGUCAAUUACGGGAUUUAAAUCUUACCGCAUUUUCCUGGUCCAGUCCAUUUCUUGCUAUGUCCACUCCAUAAGGUACAAAAUGACAAGACAUGCUGGUAAGUGGAUAAAGCAAAAGAGAGAGUGGAAACUCCUGAAUCUAUGGUUCCUUCCUUGGCUUGUCAUCAAUCUUUUUCGUAGAUAAAGCACCAAGAGAAUGACAUUUUUGGAAGCAUAUUGGUCUCUGAUGCCGAGGGAGAUGGAUGAUGCAUGGAUGGAUGAUCCAUCCAAGAGGUACAUACAUAGAUGUUGAUUUCCUACCUUUCUAUAAAGGAUGGUUUGUGGGUUUUUUUUUGUUUUUUUUUUAAAUUCUAGAGAAAAAAAUAUUAAUUAGUAAUAUCAGACACUCAGUACAUAUGGGGCUGUCAUCAUGUGAAUUCUGUGAUUGCUGAAUUGAAUGUUGAUGUUCAUUGGUUGAUCUUGGCAAAUGGAUCACAAGCACAUGAAUUAGUUUAAA
Populus nigra (black poplar) is the source of this 1920-nucleotide messenger RNA. Its product is annotated as E3 ubiquitin-protein ligase ATL4. The transcript has a single exon. The record is from RefSeq and is a predicted model, not a curated record. The coding region runs from base 353 to 1402 and encodes 349 amino acids. NCBI's taxonomy places the organism in Eukaryota, Viridiplantae, Streptophyta, Magnoliopsida, Malpighiales, Salicaceae.